This is a messenger RNA of Penaeus indicus, 3768 nucleotides long. RefSeq names its product mRNA (2'-O-methyladenosine-N(6)-)-methyltransferase-like (gene Pcif1). The record is from RefSeq and is a predicted model, not a curated record. Gene Ontology annotation, cellular component: nucleus. The coding region runs from base 108 to 2597 and encodes 829 amino acids. Lineage: Eukaryota; Metazoa; Arthropoda; Malacostraca; Decapoda; Penaeidae. Gene Ontology annotation, molecular function: mRNA (2'-O-methyladenosine-N6-)-methyltransferase activity; RNA polymerase II C-terminal domain binding. The transcript has 15 exons.
CCUAGGGAACUGAUGGCGUCUUUCCGAUUGGGUGUGUGUCAAAAUUUCCACCGAAAUUCAUGACUUAGGUGCGUUAAUUCCAUUCAACACAAAGCGGGUGUGGAGUCAUGGCGUCGUCAUGGGAGAGCUUCAUUGCUGCCUCCACCUCGGCAGCCCCAGCACACACCAGCGUUUCAGCCACGCCCGCUGCAGCUGCUGCGUCACCCGGCGGGGGUCCCAUCAUCACUCCAGCAGCCACGUUGCCCCAGCAGAGUUAUAACCCCUCAGACCCUGCCCACCACCAACCCCCACACCAUCCCCCUGUCACGCACUAUCAGCAACAGCCACAACACCUACACGUUGGACAGCCUCCGCACCAAGGGAUCAGGGUCAACAUUCCUUCCCAGGUAACCAUUGGGAGUAGUGGGCCAACGACACCAGUUCCGCAGACUCCUGUGGGAGGCCCUCCCCCGUUCGUUGCCCCUGUGCACGAGACGGAUCUUCCACAGGAAAUGCUGGUUGCUGGAUGGAGGAAAUUCUGGAGCAAGAGGGAACAGCGCGUGUACUUUUGGAAUCGCACCACGGGGGAGUCACUAUGGGACAUGCCACCAGGUCAUGCCUCUCAUGCUUCACAACCAUCUGGGCAGCAUCCUCCACCUCAGCAGCAACAGUAUGAUCCUAUAAGUGAUCCACUAGGGAUACAAAAUCCUACCAAUGGAAGCAGUUCCAGUGCCAACAACUGUCAGAGUGGCAGUACAGCAACCAACAGCAGCAGCCAUCCGGGAAGCAGCACUACGGCCCCAGUCCCCUCGCCUGCUCCAUCAGUCAUAUCAGGAGUCAAGCGCCGAGCAUCUGAGGAGGCUUCUGGAGCUCCUGUACCUAAGAAAUUUGUUUUGGCAGGCCCAUGGGAUUUAGAAAUUCCAACCAACGUCAUCAUGUUUGAGCGUCCGCCAAUCACCUUGCCACAACCGCAUCCCAGUGUAGAAGUUCUGCGGGGACAGCUAGUGUCAAAGUUACGCUCAGGAUACCAGGAAAUGUGUCUGGCGAGACAAGGCAUUGAUGCGCCAAGAGAUUCCUUUAGUCGGUGGUUGAUGGAACGGAAGGUAGUUGAUCAAGGAUGGGAUCCACUCCUUCCCAGUCAGUGUUUUCCUGAAGUUAGCCAGUCCAUGUAUAGAGAAAUCAUGAAUGACAUCCCAAUUAAACUGCAGCGGCCAAAGUACACAGGUGAAGCCAGAAAACAGCUCUCUAAAUAUGCAGAAGCAGCGAAAAGAAUGAUCGAGACGAGCCGGAAUGCAAGUCAAGAAAGCAGAAAAAUUGUUAAAUGGAAUGUGGAAGACACUUUUCAAUGGUUGCGGAGAACAAUUGGUGCCACUUUUGAUGACUACAUGGAAAGACUGGCACAUCUCAAGAGACAAUGUCAACCUCAUCUCACUGAGGCAGCCAAGCAGAGUGUGGAAGGCAUCUGCACAAAGAUCUACAACCUGUCUGUGGAACAUGCCAAAAAAAUUAGAGAGAAACACCUGCAGAUUUUGGAGGAAAACAAUAUCAGAGAAGUGGGAGUGCCAGCUGUCAGUGGGUUGCGGAAAGUUUGGUGUUACCCGGUACAAUUCACAACACCUAGUCCUCGGCCGCCUCCGAUUGACUUUAUGCAAGACAAAGAUACAACCUGUUUAAGAUAUAAUGGGGAAGCUCUCAGAAUCAACACACAGUACUUUCAUAAAUUGGAGCAGUUAUAUCGUUACAACUGUUUUGAUGACCGCAAAUUUGAAUUAUUUUUGCCUAGAGUAUGGUGUUUAUUGAAAAGAUACCAAACCCUCCUCGGGACCAGCCCUAACGAGGGCCAUGGGACACAAGCAGGACUACCAGUGACAGUUCUGGAGUGCCUACACAAACACUUUGGUGUUACUUUCGAGUGCUUUGCAUCUCCACUGAACUGUUAUUUCAGACAAUUCUGUUCUGCUUUCCCAGACACAGACUCUUACUUUGGAUCAAGAGGACCAAUUUUAGACUUCAAACCAGUUUUCGGUUCCUUUGAGGCCAACCCUCCAUUCUGUGAAGAACUAAUGGAAGCAACUGUGCGUCACUUCGAGAAACUGUUGUCGGAGUCGCAUGAACCGCUCUCCUUCAUUGUGUUUGUACCAGAGUGGAGGGAGCCAGCUCCCUCUGCUCUCCUGCACUUGGAAGCCUCCAGAUUUAACAGAAAGCAAGUUGUUCUACUUCCACUUGAACAUGAAUACAGACAUGGUUUCCAACACUUCAUGUCAAAGUCUGAGGUAGUGUUGAAGAGUGCCCACGGAACAGUUGCUGUCUGGCUUCAGAAUGAUGCCGGGUUUUCCCGCUGGGGCCCUACCCCAGACAGAGUUGAUGCCCUAUUAGAAGCCUACAGACCGGGCCGUGAGCGGGACCGUGACCGCCAGGAGAUGCUUUCCCCACCGCGGAGGGACUCGAGUGCUGAAGCUCCUCCACCCUAUGUUGAUGUAAAAGCUGCCGGAAGCUCUCCACUAGCCCCUCCCACAGCCCCGUCAACUGCUGUUCCCUCUGCCAUCUUAACCACCUCCCCUUCCCCAGCUGUGCCUCCCAUUGCUCCAACGAGCCCUGCUACAACCACCACCAUCUAGAAAUCAUGGGUAAACGUUAGCUAGUUUGCUCUGUGCGAAGCUUGCAUCUGCUGUAAAAUGCUGGGUGCCAGACUUUAAAAGGCUGUAGUUAAAAACAUGGGAUAAUACGUUCUUUCCUCAACUCUGCUAAGUGUUUGAUAUGUGUUCACAGGGUAGAUGGAGAAUUUUUUUUUUUUUUUUUUUUUGUUAUUUUAACUUAAAUACUGACUGGGAAAUAGCCUGUAAUGUGACCACACUUUGUAAAUAACAUUUACCCAUUUGAAGGUGGAAGACGGCAAAAAAAUUUGUGUUCUAGUGUUCCUCAUGGAUAUAGAUGAAUUUUGUUGAGUUUCUUUGGUGAUAUUAUUUAUAUUUGCUAAUCUGAAGGAAAGGAAAGGGAUGAUUGAGGUUGAAUCAUGCUCACUUUUCUAUUUAUUUUUUUACUUGUAAUUUGUUUUGCUUUUUUUUUUUUUUUUUUCAUUACUUCUUGUAAGAGAAAUUACUUUUAAAGGAUCCUAAUUUCAUUUUAGAAACAUAAGAUUAUAGACGGAUAGGUUAUUUCAUGUAAUGGUUAGUCCUACUUGCCCUAUUUGGGAGAUUACGUUCAAGAGGUAGUGAGAUUUUUAUUUGAUGUUUUAUGUUUUUGAGGAGGGAGUGGCAGACUGCCUGAUGUAAACAGGGCCUUUGUUGGUGAGCAGAAAUUAGUGAGCUGGUGAUAAGGACGGUGAAUGGUUUGCCAAGGAACAGAUGAGAAUGAUGUUACAAAGUAGCAGAAAUUUCUUUGAGAGGGUGGGGAUGUGUGAAUUGCAUCGGAGGAAAAGGUGAUAGUAAAGAAAAUCAAGAAAAGAAGAAAUUGGAAAGAUGGUGGAGUGGUGCAGAGAUGUUGUGCAGGUCUUUUUUUUUUUCUUUUUUUAAUUUCUUCUGUAUUUAUUUGCUUGGUAUUUUUAUGAAGAGAAAAAGAAAAUGAAAAAAAAGCUAAUUGGAAAAAGUUGAGCUUUUGUGCCGUCUCUUUUUUUAGUGUCAUGUUGCACAUUACGUGUAUAGCUUCUGUUGAUUUUAUGAUGUAGAAUUGUAAAGAAAAGUAUUGUUUAUAUAUAUGUUUGAUAUGUAUUUUAUUUACAUACGUGAGUUUUUUUUUUAUUAGUCUGGCAUUAUAGUACUUGACUGUACUGAAAAUAAAUAUGCAUCAAUA